AUGACUAGACAUUUUGAGGAAACGCAGAGAAAAAUCCAAAAAAUGAUCCAGCAGAGAGAGAAAGAUCUUCAGGAGCUGAGAAAGGCUGUGAGGUCUCAUAAGAGCUCUGCACGGACAGCAGUGGAGGACAAUGAGAGCAUCUUCACUGAACUCAUACGCUCCAUUGAGAGAUGUCGAUAUGAGGUGACACAGAUGAUCAGAGAUCAGGAAAAGGCUGCAGUGAGUCAAGCUGAAGAACGACUGGAGCGACUGAAGAAGGAGAUUGAGGAUCUAAAGAGGACAGACGCUGAACUGAAGCAGCUUUCAGAAACACCAGAUCAUGUUCAUUUCAUCCAGAGUUUGUCUUCUGUUUCUCUCUCUGGAUCUACAGACGGCUUCACUGUCAUUUCUCAUCUGUCUUUUGAUGAUGUAGUGAAAUCCGUCUCUCAACUCAGAGACAAACUGCAGCAGUUCUGCAGUGAGGAGACAGACAAGAUAUCUGGAAGAGUGAAAUCCAUUCAGCUCAUUCUGACUCCUGAAUAUCAGACCAGGAAGGAGUUCCUACAAUAUUCCCAUCUGUUGACUUUGGAUCUGAACUCAGUACAUAAUUUACUCCACCUGUCUGAGGGGAACACAGUGAUCACUGUCACAAAAAUACGUCAGCGGUAUCCUAAUCAUCCAGACAGAUUUGAACAUUGGUGGGAGGUGUUGUGUAGAGAGAGUGUGACUGGACGCUGUUACUGGGAGGUGGAAUGGGCUGGUGAUGGGAGAUUAGGAGUGGAUAUAGCAGUGACGUAUAAGAGCAUCAAGAGGAAGGGAAAUGGUCCUGAAAGUGUAGCUGGACGUAAUGAUCAGUCCUGGAGUUUGUUCUGCUCUCCUUUAUGUUGCUCAUUCUGGCACAAUAACAUAGAGACUAAACUCCCUGCAGUGUCCAGCAGGAGAAUAGGAGUGUAUGUGGAUCACACCUCAGGGAUUUUGUCCUUCUACAGCGUCUCUGACACAAUGAGCCUCAUCCACACAGUCCAGACCACAUUCACUCAGCCGCUCUAUCCUGUAUUUGGAUUUGAUAGUAGCUCAGCAGUGAAAAUGUGUCGUCUAACCAAUUAAAUUAUAGAGAUUGUACUGAUUAUUUUGUCAUAUUCACUACUGAACGUUUCAUCGCAGAUCUAUUAAGAGUAAAACUUAUCUAUAUAUGUAGUGUGAGAACUGAUAAUGUAUAA
Messenger RNA from Sinocyclocheilus rhinocerous, 1199 nucleotides. Its product is annotated as tripartite motif-containing protein 16-like. Gene Ontology annotation, molecular function: protein binding. NCBI's taxonomy places the organism in Eukaryota, Metazoa, Chordata, Actinopteri, Cypriniformes, Cyprinidae. The coding region runs from base 1 to 1086 and encodes 361 amino acids. The record is from RefSeq and is a predicted model, not a curated record. The transcript is spliced from 6 exons.